CUCAAACAACAAAAACCAAACACAGACCGUCGCACGUCGCAUGGAAGCCCCGAGAGGCCCCGAAGGCCAGAACACGGCGUGCAUCAGCCAGUGGCAGGUUCAGCAGUGAUGACUUUCGAGCACAUUUCAGCUUUCUGGCCCUUGUGAUGGUGUGCUGUCCGGAACGACAGAUGGACGGAUGGACUCUAUAGAUGUCACUUGUCAUCUCUGAGUGCCUGAGGAGAUGGGUGUGAAGCAUAUACCAUGAAGUACACUUGGGAGGACACUUGGACACUUGGACACUUGGACCUGCCUAACCCGUCAGCCUAAUACAUUAUAGUGCGUGGUCAACAGAUCGUCAGCCAUGUGUCGAGUUGCCUGUGUGGUCUACCUCAUGGGCAAGUUGCGCUCGAUCUUCCGGCCCUUUUUAUGGGCACUUUUCCUGGUCAUGGUGCUGACCCCGGCAGUGUCGUCGGUGGAAAGUGUGUUGCUGUGCUGUGGCCAUGCCCUGUGCCGUUGCAUCGGGGCGUGCUGCUCGGCAGUGGUCUUCACGUUGAGAUGCCUCCUAUGCAUGAGUCGCCGGUCACGUCAGACUGAGCGCCAGGGAGGCGGGGGGGUCCAAGAGACCGUGUGGAGCACGGACACGAUGGGCGGAGCGGUGCACGCCCGGCCGGCCACGACCCUCCCCGAGGACUGGCGAGGCUUAAUCGCCGAAGCGCGCCGGACGGGGGAGCCCAAAGUGUUGGCCCCUGCUUCCGGAUGCUGCUCCACGGGGUGGCCAUCGCCAUUGUGGUGGCUCUUGUGGUGUGUGCUGUGAUCGGGGUGGUCCUCAUGGUUGUGCAAUCGGUGCUGAGAUUGCAGGAUGACUGGAAGGUUUACAAGAAAGGCGCUGAGAAUGUGGCACAAGCAGUGCAGAAGAUCGUGUCACAUGCCACAGGAUCCAUGCCCGCCGCCUUUGCAGAAGAUGUGUCUCAAAGUGCCUUGGAAAAGGUCGAGGAGCUUCUCUCAGCCAUUGUCGGAGAGGUCCUUGGCAGUGCCUGGCGCGUGCUUCUGGAGUUUCUGAUGAUGGCUUUGUACAUUGCUUUCUGGUUGGCAGCCCCGAUGCCGGUGGGGACGCAAAUGGAGGAGCUAUUUAGGCGAUACAUCAUGCUGAAGGGUUUGGCCUGCUGUGGCUACGGUCUGUGUGUCGGUGUCCUGCUUGGCAGCUUAGGCGUGGACUUGGCGCCCUUCUUCGGGCUCUUCGCCUUCCUUUUGAGCUUUGUACCGGAGGUCGGUGCCAUUGUGGCAUUGCUGCUGCCGGCGCCCGUGAUCCUCUUUGACAGUCGCCUGGAAUCUCCUGGCAUGACCCUUUUUGUCGCCACCUCGGCGCAGCUGGGCUUGAAGUUCGUCUUCGCCAAUGUGGUCGAGGUGAAGUUGGUGGAAGCGGAUCAGCUCAUGAAGCUGCAUCCUGUGGUGAUCCUUAUGGCCGUGACCUUCUUUGGGUUCAUCUGGGGUCCCACAGGGAUGUUGCUGGCCGUACCGCUGGUGGCCUACUUCAAGGCGGCUUUGCUCUCCAAGACGGUGCCUGCUUGUUACCGGGACCCGGUCCUGGUGAUCUUGGAGGGGGACCGCCUGGCGCCCGUGAAGUAUGCUCGCAAAAUCCCAGGUCUCACCACUGGCAUUGAGAUGAUGCCAAUGGAAGGCUCUUCAGCUGAUACCUUGGCGGAAGAGGUGUGUGAGGACAGAUGAAUCACAUGCGCCGAAAAGAAUGCUCAG
This is a messenger RNA of Durusdinium trenchii, 1734 nucleotides long. The record is from the annotation of a GenBank genome assembly. NCBI's taxonomy places the organism in Eukaryota, Dinophyceae, Suessiales, Symbiodiniaceae.